Messenger RNA from Rhodofomes roseus, 1576 nucleotides. RefSeq lists its product as uncharacterized. The record is from RefSeq and is a predicted model, not a curated record. The transcript is spliced from 7 exons. Lineage: Eukaryota; Fungi; Basidiomycota; Agaricomycetes; Polyporales; Fomitopsidaceae. Bases 209 to 1390 code for a protein of 393 amino acids. Gene Ontology annotation, molecular function: protein binding.
CGCACUCGCCUUCGACUGCAUACUCCUAGACCCCUCGACGUACUGCGAGAGUCUCGCCAGCGAAGGAGAUCGACUGGCAGCCGCCGUUGCAAGCAAUCACUACACCUUCCUUUUCCAGUAUCGCUCUCGGAUCGAGAUUCAGACGACGCGCAUCCGGCGGCAGAGUCGCCACAGACCGUUACGGCAGCGUCUCUCUCGAACGACGCACAUGGAUCGUAAUAACUUCAACGUACUCGAGUCGCUCCCGGUCGAAUUGAUUGCGGACAUCCUGGGCGAGCUCGACCUAUCAUCACUCGUUACCACGACCUACGUCUCGAACCGCCUGCGGGCGAUUUCCUCUGAGCCCUCCCUGAACCCGUGGCGCCGCCCCAUCCGACGCACGCUCCACAAUCCGGACCAGGAGUACGACCCUGCGCUCCGCCACCUGAGUGUGCGCUCGACGGUGCCGCGCAAUAACUUUGUGGAGAUCCUGAGCAUUGCGCGGGCCAAUUACCUGCUGCUUGAGGCGUCCCUGCCUCAUUUGAAGGACAUUGAAUGGGAGGAAUGCUUCAGGAGGAGGUUUUUGCCGUCGUGGGCGAAAAUCAAGAAGGAAGGCGCGACGUGGAAAGAGGCAUUCAUGAAGGUUCUCUACCGCGUCUGGCACCGCACGAGUUCUGCAUGCACCCAUGAUGAAGCUUGGACAGACUACCUUGUGCUGAACAGAAAUGGAACGGCCAAUCAGCUUAAUGGCACAUCGCGAGGUUUCGACCCGCUAGCUAUUUUCGAACAGAUGAGGAUACAAAACGAUCUGAUGCAGUUCCAGCCCCGCAUAAGGGUCGUCGUCGAAUUCCCGGAUGUCCGAAUCUUGGCGAUUGGCGUCCUGAACAAGCCGCGGACAGCAUUCGGUGUCAACCAUCUCGCCAAGGCGCUCCUCCACCCUCCAGGGAUGGACGGAGACACCGCAGCGAAAUUGACGAAUCUCGACAUAUCGUCCUCCGACGAAUCGGACGGUGAACACGACCACAUCAUCAAUAUACCACUCAGCACAGGGGCUAGCAGCGGAGCGCGGAUAAACGAAACGUACCGCCGUCUAAGCCACCCGUUGCCCGCUCCAGCUUACGAGAACUACCCAUUCUUCACCCCGAGUGGCGAAGAUCUGCGGUGGCUCGCAGAUGGGGACAUAGAAGAAAGCGGGAUGCAAUGGAUGUGGAGCAUGAUGCUCGUCGCUCAGCUGAUCGGUCAGAAUACGAAGCCACCGUUCGGCGCAUCGCCGCUUCUAGACCUAGAACUAGUAGACGGGCUGAGCAGAAGUCACUAUGCGUCCCUGACAUUUGAAGACUUGAAGACGAUCGCGCCCUGGAUCGAACCUACAAAGUGGAUAGAAGGGGCCGGGCUCGGACAUGACGAGUAGGAAGCCGGGGGGACUGCGAAGGCAACUGCCUUGUAUUUGGUUGACGACUUGUAAGCGGAUCUUUGUACUCCUACGCCUCGGCUGCUGUAUCUUCGACUAGAAAUCUGUUCCGCGUGUAUUGAUGCAUAUAUCAGUUCUACCUAGGCCUACUGAGAUCGCCACUCACGCGGGAGCAGAGUCGGCGAU